Beta vulgaris subsp. vulgaris (sugar beet) is the source of this 861-nucleotide messenger RNA. RefSeq lists its product as hypothetical. Gene Ontology annotation, molecular function: small ribosomal subunit rRNA binding; structural constituent of ribosome. Bases 212 to 658 code for a protein of 148 amino acids. Gene Ontology annotation, cellular component: ribosome. The record is from RefSeq and is a predicted model, not a curated record. The transcript has 3 exons. NCBI's taxonomy places the organism in Eukaryota, Viridiplantae, Streptophyta, Magnoliopsida, Caryophyllales, Amaranthaceae. Gene Ontology annotation, biological process: translation.
AAAAAAAUAUUGAAGAGAGGCAAGAACUUCUCUCUCACACACUUCACUUCACCACACGCUUCUCUCUCUCUCAAACACGACGGCUCACAUUCCCAGCCCAUUUGCCGUUGCAGAGCGUCGACCUCCGACCGUCCAAGCGCCACACCCUCACCAAUACAUAGUUGUUGACAACUGAAAAGUAGUUAUAUAGUGAAGGUAGAACAAGUAAAAGAUGCCGCUCUACGACUGUGUGCUAUUAUUUAAGCCCCAUGUGAAUAAGCAAGCCAUUACAGACUUGAUUGCUAGGGUGGGGAAACAUGUUUAUGCUCGAAAUGGUGUGCUCACGGAACUUAAGUCCAUUAGAGAGGUUCAGCUGGGUUAUGGUAUUAAGAAGCUUGAUGGAAGAUACUUUCAGGGAAAACUCACGCAAAUGACAAUGAUGGCAACACCCAAUAUAAACAAGGAGCUUCAUUACUUGAACAAAGAAGAUCGGUUAUUACGUUGGCUCCUUGUAAAACACCGAGACACCAAGUAUGGACUUGAUUACUUCGAGAACGAAGAUUCAAAAAGUGAACUAAGCAAAUUCACUUCGCGUAGCAUAUAUGAUGAUGCAGAUAUGGACGAGGUUGAAGAUGAUGAUGAUGACGAGUAUGAUGAGGUAGAGAGGAAAGAUAUUUGAGGAUUGUAGGAUAUCGCCAGUUCCUUAUUUAUUUUCUUUUAGUCAGGGUUGUUCUGGCAGCAUGUAGGUCACAACUUUUUUUUGCAGAAAGCAUAUGCAACUAGAAAAAAAUGGCAAAUGAUGUCUUGUUAAGUUGAUUUGCUGUUGUUUUACAUGUUAUUGGACUAUCUUUUAAAAUGGCAAAUAAUGUCUUGUUAGGUUGA